AUGAUCAGAGACGAUGCGCGCCUCGGACGCCGGAACAUCAUCGGUGACCACCUCCGCCAGGCGCAGCAUCGCAGCCUUGCUCGCGCCGUAGCCGCUCAUACCGGGGAUAUGAAAGUCAGUGGACUCGGUGCGGCCGGUGAGAAUGAGUUUUGCGACGCUGGCUUCGGCGAAGGAGCGGGCUAUGGUGGCCCCUAUGCCGGAGUCAUCUCCACUUAUGAGAAUUAUCCUAUCGGCAAACUCUUUGCUUGA
This is a messenger RNA of Colletotrichum orchidophilum, 249 nucleotides long. RefSeq lists its product as uncharacterized. NCBI's taxonomy places the organism in Eukaryota, Fungi, Ascomycota, Sordariomycetes, Glomerellales, Glomerellaceae. The record is from RefSeq and is a predicted model, not a curated record. The coding region runs from base 1 to 249 and encodes 82 amino acids. The transcript is spliced from 2 exons.